This is a messenger RNA of Parathielavia appendiculata, 1326 nucleotides long. RefSeq lists its product as uncharacterized. Bases 1 to 1326 code for a protein of 441 amino acids. The record is from RefSeq and is a predicted model, not a curated record. NCBI's taxonomy places the organism in Eukaryota, Fungi, Ascomycota, Sordariomycetes, Sordariales, Chaetomiaceae. The transcript is spliced from 3 exons.
AUGCCUCGGCCAAAGAGAGACCUCUCUCCCUUAAGGGACAUCAUCAUCACAGCCUACCGCGAGCAGACCUCUGUUAGCGACAUCGUUGCCUUGCUGAAAGACAAAUUCGAUUUAGACAUCACUGAUCGGACUUCGUAUCGCCGCCUCAAGGAGUGGAAUGAACCUCUUCACCAGCAACGUACUGCAGAUACAGGUCAACUUCGUUCUAUCAUCGAGGAUGAGUUUUACACACGAGGGUCGUCAGAUACCGAAAUCCUACGCUAUGUCCGUUCGCUAGGCUUGCCUCUUUCCAAGGCUGGCUUGGAACGCAUUCGCAAGGACAUGGGGAUUUUUCGUCGACGUACUCCAGCCCAACUUGAAGCACAGCUCCUCCAAGUGGUUGACUUUAUGGAAACACCUUCUCUUUCUUCUAUUCUCAUUCCCCGUCUCGGACGCCGGUCUCUUUUGAAACACGUUCUUCAAGUCGCCCACAUCCCUGUUCCAGAGAGAGCUCUCUACGAAACCUUCAGCCAGCUAUACCCCGAAGAAGUCGCACGACGAUGGCAGCAGAUGCGUGGCAAGCGUGGAGGAUUCACAGUACCUGGGCCCAACUAUACGUGGUCAAUCGAUGCCUACUGCAAACUCCAGGAUUUCGGCUUUGAAGUGUAUGCAGGCAUUGAUGCUUAUUCACGCUACAUUGUCUGGUGCUACGUUGGCAUCUCAGCUCUUAAUGCCCGCUCGAUUUUCGCGCAGUACCUUUGGGUCGUUUCCCAGUACGGAUUUCUGCCGAUGGUCAUACGUGCAGAUCGGGGAAAGGAGACAACCAUGGUUGCUGCAGCACACUUUUGGCUCUCCCUCGGGACAACCUCACUUCGCCGACUUCAUGCGCCGCUUUUUGGCCCAGAAAGACCGUUCCAGUUCUCGGACUGUUGGGUCUAUGGCAAGAGUACCAAGAACCAAAGGAUCGAGGCUUGGUGGUCUCAAUUUGCAAAGGGACGGUCGACAUAUUGGGUUGAGUGGUUCAAGCAGCUCCGACAAGAAGAUCUGUGGUCAAGGGAUCGCUUGGCUGAUCGGAUUGCAUUACUCUGGACCUAUAUGCGAGAAUUAUCAAUGGUAACUAAUUCUCUUGCUCUCGAUUGCCCCAGCCUCCUUUCUUACGUCCGGCGCUUCUUAAUCGGACAUCUGCCAGCAGACCGCUUGUUUUUAAUCUCAUCCUUCACCAUUUGUGCCCAUUCCUCGAGCAGCUCCUCUGGGAGCUCGUCAAGCUGGUCCGAAGUGUACAUCUCGAACCUCUCCUUCUCUUUCUUGGCGGACUCCUCGACCUGUUCCUGCUUUGCCGCUGUUUAG